Cololabis saira (Pacific saury) is the source of this 1173-nucleotide messenger RNA. RefSeq names its product gastrula zinc finger protein XlCGF49.1-like. The coding region runs from base 105 to 905 and encodes 266 amino acids. NCBI's taxonomy places the organism in Eukaryota, Metazoa, Chordata, Actinopteri, Beloniformes, Belonidae. The record is from RefSeq and is a predicted model, not a curated record. The transcript has a single exon.
AGCAUCCAGGAAAAGGCUCCUCUAGUUGUCUGGCAGAUGAUAAAUAUUCACAGACUAAAGCCCAUGCAGGUGGGGAACUGUUUAAUUGCAAUGAAUGCGGUAAGAUGCAUAACCACCGGGGAGUUCUGCAAAGACGUGUGAAAAUCCACUCUGGAGAAAAGCCCUUCCGAUGUGACGUUUGCGGUAAAAGCUUCAGACAAAAGGGAAUCCUGCACACGCACAUGAGAAUCCACACAGAGGAGCAAGCGUUUAGCUGUAAAGUCUGUGGGAAAAGAUUCAGAUACGAUUCCGCGCUGAAGUCUCACGUAAAAGUCCACACGGGGGUGAAGCCGUUCAGUUGCAGCGUUUGUGGAAAGACCUUUCUACGGCAACAAGGUCUAAAGAUACACUCGCUGGUCCACACGGGAGAGAAGCGCUUCGUUUGUUGCUUGUGCGGUCAAAGAUUUAAACAUCAGUCAACGCUGCUCAGACAUGGAAACAUCCACACGGGGGAGAAGCCCUUCAGCUGCGACGUUUGUGGGAAAACAUUCAGGCAACAGGCCAGUCUGCAGCGACACAAGAAGGUCCACACGGGAGAGAAACCUUUCAGCUGCACCGUCUGCGGAAAAACCUUCCUGCAGAAGACGCAUUUGAAGAGACAUUCCAGGAUACACACAGGAGAAAAGCCGCUCUCGUGUAAAGUCUGCGGCAAAGGAUUCAAGGAGAUGACGCACUUAAAGAGACAUGCAGAAAUUCACACGAGACACAAACCUUUCUCGUGCUUUGAGUGCGGUAAAAAUUAUAGACGGCAGGGAAAUCUGCAGAAACACAUGAGAGUCCACGGCGGAGAUAAAACGUUUGGUUCUGUUGUUUGGGGUGAGGACUUAGUCCGACAGUUCCAGUGCGUGUUCGGAGACAGCCCCUAAUCUAGAAACUGUUUCUAGAUGGAGAUGUUACUUUUUCCUUUUCUUUACCGAGCCGACUAGGGUUGCCACCUUUCAGAAAUAGAAAUAAGGGACGCCCUGAUUUCAGCAGCGCAGGAGCCAAAAAAAAGCCCCAAAACUUCUAAACUGAAUAAAAAUGUGUUUAUUUUAUAUGAAAAAACAAAAUGCUUUGAUUUAAAGUUUAAAGUGCUUUAAUAGCAUUGAACUUGCAUGACUGUAUAGACAGCCAACCAUACUAGCAACUGAAAUA